UCUCUGCAGUGAUAUCACAACACUGCAAUAUGAGGACACGCUCAUACGACCGCCACCCGUCUCCAUCCCUGGGCAAGGCACAGGUGUAACUGGGGCAAAAGGUAGGCAUGGGGAGUAAAAGGAGGAGGAAGGAUGCCAGCUGAGCCCCUUGUCCCACUGCAAACACUGCCAACGUCAGACUAAAGAAAGACAGACAAUGGCUCAAUCCGUGAGGAGGACGGAAACACUAGGAGCCAUGGACCAUGAGCCCCAGAGGGACAAGACCAGGACCAGCUACUUUGGCAACGUCAAGACCAGGCUGGGUUCCAAGCUUCCUCCUGGUGUCUCUCAGCCUCCACACGCUAAGCGGCCCUGGGAGACUCAACCUCAGGCGCGAGUGAUGCAGGAGCCUGCAGCCAGCGGCCAGCGGCAGCACCAAGCCACCGUGAGCCGGCCUCUCAACCACACCCCCCACAUCAGAAACCCCAAACUGCGGCAGUACUACCUGCAAGAGACUUCAUGGGACCUUAACAAUACCGCAGUGAAGCAAGAGCAGAUGAGAGGACUGUCAGAUGACAGCACAGGCAGCAGGGGUCUCCCCGGGGACACGGUGUUCAGCGUCUCAUCUCACUUCAACGGUAACAACACAUCUUCAGUAGAAAAGGGCCAAAUAGAUCACCAUCCCACCAUUUGCAGUUCAAAUGUACGCUCCUCGUCUGCUACCCUCGUCCCCAGAGAGCAGCUGGUCGUCCCGAAGGGAAGAAAUUCUUCCACCGGUCAAGAACUGGACUCAGACUCUGAUCCGAAACGAGAAGCGGAGGCGGAUUUUCUACCUCAGUCUCCCUCACCAGAAGCAGAAUAUGACAAACUACUGGAUGUGGAGGCGGUGCCGAUGCCUGAUGGACAGCUCUGCUUAUUGGCUCUGCCGCCAGAGUUCUGCCAGGGGGAGGGACCAGAAGACAUGCAGUACCUCAAACUGUUCUGCCGCAACAUCACAGACCGUAAGGGUGUCGUUGCAGGUAUCCUGUUGGUGACGUCCAACAAGAUCUUCUUUGACCCGUGCAAGACGCAUGCCCUGGUGAAGGAACAUGGCUGUGAAGAAUACCUCGUGUCCUGUUCAGUUGAUAAUCUGGCAUCUGUCUCCUUCUUCUCUGACAUCUCACACAUUCGAUUCAACACAUCCCAGCAGAGCAGAAAAGGCAAGAACAUUGUCCAGAAUUUGAAAACCGCCAAAAGCCGAGGUGGCGGCUUCCCAAACCCAAAAGAGGAGUCGCUCCCAGCUGCGGUGUCUUUGGCUGCAUCCGAUUUGUCUCGUCUGGCUCUGAGCCGGACCAAAGAGGUCUCUCGGGAGGAGGAGGAUGCUGAGAGCAGAGACAUGGCGAAGGCUGAGGUGGAGCUUGAAAGCAGCCCUCUGGAGGUGCUGUCGGAGCCGCCUGGAGGCGACCUGGGAGUGGCUGUCCUGAGCAGCGCUGCCACCGUCUGCUGUGGAGGUCAAGAGGCGGAGAGUAAAGUCACGACGGAGCUGCUUCACACCGAUGAAACGGGGAUGUCCUCUGAGAAGAGUCCGACUGCAGCGCCUCGAAGGUCAUCAGCUGUAAAUCCCGGGAGUCUGAUGUUUGUGCGGCUGCGGGUUCAGUCGUCUGCAGGAAGGGGAAAAAAGGGCGCAGGAGGCCUUCAGCUCGGGUCGUCGCAACCUUUACAGAGAAGGGAUGCCUGGCUCGCCCUUUCACAGGAGAGCUCUGACGAGCUGUAUGCCUACCUCACACACUGUCGGCCAGACUUGUGUAUAUUUGAGGGAGGGGAGGAGGAGAGGGAGGCGGACCGGGACGAAGAGGAGUUUGUACUCAUUGAGGACAAAGAGGAAGAGGACGAGCAGGUGUUCCAGAGGCACCGCAGCUCGGGAGGUGACGACUGGGAGAUGGUGUUGAUGGAAGAGAGUGACAAGCCAACGCUGGUCAUCGACAGGGACCUGGACGGACUCAACGAUAUCGUAGAGAGCAGCUGCAUUUUAGAGGCUUCACAUGUCAGAGAGCUAUGUAAAGAACUUCCUCCGAGGAUAGUUGGCUACAGCUGGCAGCUGACUUACAGUACGUCCCGUCACGGCGCCAGCCUCAAGUCCCUCUACAGGAAACUCAGAGCCACAGACUCCCCUGUGCUGGUUGUCAUCAAGGAUGCACUCGAGGAGAUAUUCGGGGCCUUCCUCUCUCACCCUCUGAGGCUCAGUGAGACGUUCUAUGGCACAGGAGAGACGUUCCUCUUCAUGCUGCAUCCUCGCUUCAAAUGCUUCAAAUGGACUGGAGAGAACUCCUUUUUUAUUAAAGGAGACUUGGACUCCUUUGCUAUUGGAGGAGGCAGCGGUCACUUUGGUCUUUGGGUGGAUGAGAAUCUGUACCUGGGUCGCAGCAGCCCCUGCUACACUUUCAACAACUGUUGCCUCUCAGAAACUAACGACUUCCGAGUCAUGGAGCUGGAGGUGUGGACGUUCACCUGAAAAGGUCGCCUCGUCGCCACAGAUCAGCUUUAUCAAGACGGCCUUUCCUGUAUCACUGAGCAACAACAUCACAUUAGUUUCAUGGUAACAUCCAUGUCAAAAACUAUUACAAACUGAUGGAUCUCUCCAUGUGAUGAAGUGCUGAGGAUUUUACUGAACUGAACACGGCUGUUUCACAGUGGACUCAUCGCUGUUGUUUUGGCAGAAGAACUGAACUCAGUAGACCUGAAUUGGAUUAUUUUAGUCCCAGAAAUAAGUCUCAAACUGCACUUUGCUCUUAAUGUGAAUCAGUAACUUCAUGAUAUCUCAUCAUUUAUCAUGUGAACUUGGCAGUACACCUGUAUAAAGCAUAUAACUGUGUUCAGUGAAUGUUGGACAUUUGAAACACCUAUUCAUUAUCUUACGAAUAGACGUCUCUAUUGUAAAAACACACAUACACCGUUAUGGGUUUGCAUCAGUUGGUGUCAUAAGUCAAUAUUGGAAAUUAUCUUGGGUGCACAAACAUUUAAAGCUCCACAUAAAGAAACGCCUUUCAAUUGAAAAACAUCUGAACGUGCAAUGGAUUGUAGCUCAUUCAUUAAUAUUCUGAACUCUUCAUUUCAAGUGCUGACUCAUUCACCAGUGUUUUCUGAACGCGACAGAUAAAGCUUUCAAUGAAUGCAGUGUUGUCUCAAUUAAACUGUAUCCAUAACAAGC
This is a messenger RNA of Pseudoliparis swirei, 3166 nucleotides long. Its product is annotated as oxidation resistance protein 1. The record is from RefSeq and is a predicted model, not a curated record. Bases 197 to 2470 code for a protein of 757 amino acids. Gene Ontology annotation, cellular component: nucleus. The transcript has 16 exons. Lineage: Eukaryota; Metazoa; Chordata; Actinopteri; Perciformes; Liparidae. Gene Ontology annotation, biological process: regulation of transcription by RNA polymerase II; response to oxidative stress.